Messenger RNA from Peniophora sp. CBMAI 1063, 606 nucleotides. The record is from the annotation of a GenBank genome assembly. NCBI's taxonomy places the organism in Eukaryota, Fungi, Basidiomycota, Agaricomycetes, Russulales, Peniophoraceae.
AUGUUGGUCACUCGCCGUAUCGUGUCUUGGCCGCCCUCAAAUAAGCGCUGGUGGGUGCGCUACAAAAAUAUAGAAAGGGACGAUCGCUACCAAGAGGCGGGUCUGCUUCACUACGAGCUCCUCGAGAAGGCUCGACACAUCUUCCGUGGGCCUGCGGACCUGAGUCGCCUGCGCUCUGCUUCGGGCUGGGUGGUAUCUUCGACUCCCCGCUGGGCGACGUACAAGGAGUUCGCGCAGGGCCAUGGCGCAUUUUGGGGCAUCUCGGCCGAAGCCAUGGCGCUGGUUCUGUAUCACAUGUCCACGUACGAGCACGCGAGCGCUGCGGAGAUUGAAAGAUACUGGCUGGCUGUGGACUACUGGUUUGAGAACGUUGCUGAGGAGCCGUACGACGAAGGCUUGUGGCACAACGACGAUGGCGAAUGGAGGGGGAAUCCGGCCACAGCGGACGUCGUCUUCCGCGCUGUCAAUCACGCACACGAUCUGGACGCGGAUAUCGAACCGAGUGUCAGGAAAGCAUCUCGCCGCGCGUAUCUAGAAGAAGUUGCGCGCCAAAAAGCUCGUGAACAGGCUCGUAAGGCGAGGUUGCAAGAGUACGUGGAAGUAUGA